GGCGAAGGGCUGCUCUGUCUCAGCUUUAUUUAGCGAAAGGUUUCGCUCGCAGCCUGUCCCUGGGAAGGAUUUAGCCAGGCCGCGAAGUGGCGAUGUGAGGCGCGCCGUCAGCCCCGUGCUCAAAGCAGACAAAGAGGGGACACCGCAAAAGGAUGUUACAAUAAAACCCGAUGCCCCAAGCACGUUGCUUUCGGAGAAGCAUGCGGACUAUAUAGCUUCGUAUGGAACAAAGAAAGAUGAUUAUGAAUACUGUAUGUCGGAGUAUUUGAGGAUGAGUGGUGUUUACUGGGGGCUGACAGCAAUGGAUCUCAUGGGGCAGCUGCACCGAAUGAACAAAGAAGAAAUUCUGGCAUUCAUCAAAUCAUGUCAACAUGAAUGUGGUGGAAUAAGUGCCAGCAUAGGUCAUGAUCCUCAUCUUCUCUAUACCCUCAGUGCUGUCCAGAUUCUUAUCUUAUAUGAUAGUCUUCAUGUUGUUGAUGUAAAUAAAAUUGUUGAAUAUAUACAGAACUUGCAAAAAGAAGAUGGAUCAUUUGCUGGAGACAAAUGGGGAGAAAUAGAUACAAGGUUCUCCUUCUGUGCCGUGGCAACUCUUGCGCUUCUGGGAAAGCUGGAUGCUAUUGAUGUGGGGAGAGCAGUAGAAUUCGUUUUGUCCUGUAUGAACUUUGAUGGAGGAUUUGGUUGUAGACCAGGUUCCGAAUCACAUGCAGGACAGAUCUAUUGUUGCACAGGAUUUCUGGCUAUAACAGACCAGUUGCAUCAAAUAAAUGUUGACUUGCUGGGUUGGUGGCUUUGUGAACGUCAGCUACCUUCUGGAGGUCUCAACGGACGACCAGAGAAGUUACCUGAUGUAUGUUAUUCAUGGUGGGUGCUAGCAUCUUUGAAGAUGAUUGGUAGGUUACAUUGGAUUGACAGAGAGAAACUGCGCUGCUUUAUUUUGGCUUGCCAGGAUGAGGAGACUGGAGGAUUUGCUGACAGACCAGGAGAUAUGGUGGAUCCGUUUCACACCUUAUUUGGAAUUGCUGGAUUAUCUUUAUUAGGAGAAGAACAAAUUAAGGCCGUCAAUCCUGUCUUCUGUAUGCCAGAAGAUGUCCUUCGAAGAAUAAAUGUACAGCCUGAGCUUGUGAGCUAAGACUCGUAGAGACAAAAGGUUGAUAUGCCCAGUUGCUUUGGUUUUACUGAUUUAAGUAAUCUCAUCUCUGAAACUCUUAGCAUAUUCUCCGAGAUGUGUUUACAUUACAAAAGUAAAGCAAUAGCUUUACCGUGGGCUUUGUCACUUUGUAAACUGUAUCAGAACAGGCUUGCUCUAAUAAUCUGAGUGUAACAUGUUCUUUGGUUGUAUAUAAGAGAUAUAGAAACAUUUCUAAUCUGUAUCUAAAUAUAUGGGCCUUUGCAUUUUUUUUUUUUAAAUACUCAAGUCAAAGCAAUAGUGUGAAUGCUUAAUUUUGUAUUCCUGUGAUAUCAAUCAUGCUAGCAUCUGUCUUUACACAAGCGUGUUUUGAUGGUGGAUUACACAAAGCACUUUAAAGAAUGUGAAAAAAAAAACCCAAACAAAAACCCUACUUAAGCCAUGCACUUAAUGCCACACACUUGUGUAUUUAAUUCUUCCUGUUUAUGUUUGCCAUCACUUUUAUAUAUUGAGAAAUGAGCUUUUUCUUCUGAUAGUAAUCGAUCCCAGUGAAAACAAAAAUUAUGGUUCCAUUAAGUAUAUAAAUGUCUUCAUUUAUUGAUGAGUCCCUUAGGCAAAAUUUUGCUGAUAUUUGAAAUAGAGCAUAUCUUGAGUAUGUAUAGUGACACUUGCUAACAUUAAGCAUUCUAGAGAAGGUCUCCAUAGGACAGUAACUUGUAACUGAAUAUGAAGUUGAUCCUAAAUUUGUUGCUGGGUUGAAAUCCUGCUUUCGUAGCUUUUAAGACAAUAAUUGCCAACACUUGAUUAUGGUGUAAUUGAGAAUAAAACUAGCCAUGGAAAAUA
This is a messenger RNA of Harpia harpyja (harpy eagle), 1969 nucleotides long. RefSeq names its product Rab geranylgeranyltransferase subunit beta (gene RABGGTB). Bases 254 to 1129 code for a protein of 291 amino acids. Gene Ontology annotation, biological process: protein geranylgeranylation. Gene Ontology annotation, molecular function: Rab geranylgeranyltransferase activity. The record is from RefSeq and is a predicted model, not a curated record. The transcript has 9 exons. Gene Ontology annotation, cellular component: Rab-protein geranylgeranyltransferase complex. NCBI's taxonomy places the organism in Eukaryota, Metazoa, Chordata, Aves, Accipitriformes, Accipitridae.